AAGAAUGCAUUCUUAGAACAUAGAGAGGACUGAAAAACCACUUCACCAGUCCCUCCACUGAAGUUGCUCCUCCUCCUUGUCUCGCUGCAUUGCUUGAAUUUGUCUUAGAAAACGAAGGGGGAAGGAAUGCAUUUAAUGUAAGCGCACAAUGAAAUAAACUAGUCUGUUUAGGUGAGUACUCAGUACAGUGCAAGGUGUAUCAGUACAAACGCUGUACCUGUACAUACUCCUUCACACUACUGGACAACAUGAGGACCCUGCUACUGACAACCGUGCUGCUGGUGCUGCUCUGUAACACUCAAGUGCUCACACUCAGGUGUUACACCUGUGAAGAGGAUGAUGCUGACUGCAAGCAAGUGACAGAAUGUCCACCAUCGAGCAUGUACUGCAGAACUGUGGUGACUGCGGACACAGUGACUCGUACCUGCGAGGAGAUGUGUGUCUCGGGUGUCAACGCCUACUGUUGCCAGGGUGACCUGUGUGAGAACUGACAUGAUCCACGGAGAACCAUCACCACUGACUACACACCUUCUGUUUAGAUACAGUUGAAUGUUGUGUGGGAAAUACUUUAGAAUAUGGGAUACAUUAUAACCUUUCAUUUAAUUACAUUUACAUUUUAGUAAUUUAGCAGACACUCUUAUCCAGAGUGACUUAGUUAGUGCAUUCAUCUCAAGAUAGCUAGGUGAGACAACCCAUAUCACAGUCAUAGUAAGUACAUUUUUCCUCAAUAAAGAAGUUAUCAGCAAAGUCAGUGCUAUUGUUUGUGAUAAUCUUUAAAAAAGGCAAUAUUAUACUUUCUGUCGCGCAAAACAAUCUAGCCCUUUGAACGACUCUCAACUGUUUCUGCUGUCCUUCAAAGCUUGACUUAAUGCCAUAAAACAUAGAGGUUUUACAGUAAUGAGGAUUUCCAAUGCCUGAGCUGUGAUUCUAGUGUAGCCUCUCCUAGUCUCCUCUCUCUCCGGAUGCUCCUGAGUGGGUCAUGCUGGCUCAUGGCCUUCUGCUGGGAUGUGGGUCACCAGACGGGGACAAUGCUGGCCUGUCGUGGCCGUAUGCAUCUGGGCAGGCAGGAUUAUCUAAAUCCCUCCAAUGAGGGGGAGUUAUGGAGAACCUGUACCACUCUCACCUGGCAUCUCAUCCCCACUCUCCUCCGAAAAAAGUAUGCUUGAUCAGUGUGUAGAUUGCUUUGUUUUCGAGAGAUUAAAAACAAAGAAAAUGACAGUUUUAGAGUGAGAAAAUAGGAACACUUUACACAUAUAAAAUCAUCUUAUUGUGCAUAACUGUAGAUAAGGCAAAUGUUUAAAUGUCAUCACUCAGCACAGGUCGGUGCCAGCUGGGCUCAGACGUUAAUUCAACGUUUAUUCCAUGUUGGUUCAACAUAAUUUCAUUGAAAUUACGUGGAAACAACGCUGAUUCAACCAGUGUGUGCCCAGUGGGUGGGCUGUGGCUGGUCAUCUAAAUCAAACAGGCAAAUAUGUGUCACAUCUAGAUAUGUAUUUAUCUUCCAACCAUUAUUUCCUUUUCCAUUAGAGCUCCACAUUUGAGGAUUUGUGGGGGUUAGAGAGCCAACCUUCACUCCUUUACACAUCAUGUGAAUGGUGUUUCAUUCAAACAUCUUAAAGGGGUCAGCAUAACACACACAUUCUAUGAACAAAAGAGAACAUGUUAUCCCAGAAACCCUCUGAUCUUACAAUGCACUUUUAUAGUUGCCCAGAAAAGGCAGAAACUGAUUUACAGUUUACAGAAACAGCACUCAAACUGAUUAGUGCAUGGAAACAAUACGUUAUGAUAUGAAUGUCAUGAAUGGCAUGUUUGGCAUUCAACCAAAUUAACGACAUGUAAUACAAAUUAAUUUUGAAUGAAGCAAUGAUUAAAUUAUUUGUUCCUUUACCCUUUGUGAUCCAACAACUAUAUCACAUGCUGACAUUUAGCAGCCUGGUAUACAGCUCCACAUUAUGGUUUUAGUCUCUAUUUUGAGUCAUAAGACACUGUUAUUAAGCAGGUUUUAUGAUAAACCCAGUUGCAUAACUUACAGUGAUGAACAAAAGCCACUAGAAUCAGCAUAACCUUUAUUUUAACAGGGAAGACAUUCAGAAAGUAUUCAGACCCCUUAACUUUUUCUAAAAAAAUAAAUACUUUACAGCCUUAUUCUAAAAUUGAUUCAAUUGUUUUUCUCCCUCAUCAAUCUAUACACAUAGACCAUAAUGACAAAACAAAAAACUUUUUUUUUUUUUUUUUAAAUUGGAAAUAUCACAUUUACAUAACUAUUCAGAUCUUCCGUUGUCCUGUUGGAAGCUGAACCUAUGCCCCAGUCUGAGGUCCUGAGCGCUCUGGAGCAGGUUUUCAUCAAGGUUCUCUCUGUACUUACUCUAGAGCUCUGUCAUAGUGACCAUCGGGUUCUUGGUCACCUCCAUGACCAAGGCCUUUCUCUCCUGAUUGCUCAGUUUGGCCAGGCGGCCAGCUUUAGGAAGAGUCUUGGUGGUUCCAAACUUCUUCCAAUUAAGAAUGAUGGAGGCCACUGUGUUCUUGGGGACCUUCAAUGCUACAGACAUUUUUUGGUACCCUUCCCCAGAUCUGUGCCUCAACACAAUCCUGUCUCGGUGCUCUACGGACAAUUCCUUCGACCUCAUGGCUUGGUUGUUGCUCUGACAUGCACUGUCAACUGUAGAACCUUACAUAGACAGGUGUGUGCCUUUCCAAAUCAUGUCCAAUAAAUUGAAUUUACCACAGGUGGACUCCAAUCAAAUUGUUGAAACAUCUCAAGGAUGAUCAAUGGAAAUAGGAUGCACAUGAGCUCAAUUUCAAGUCUCAUAGCAAAGGUUCUGAAUACUUAUGUAAAUAAGGUCUUUAAAAAAUAUAUACAUUUGAUAAAAAAAUCUAAAAACCUGUCGCUUUGACAUUAUUGGGUAUUUUGUGUAGAUUGAUGAGGAAAAUUGUUUAUUUAAUACAUUUUAGAGUAAGGCUGUAACGUAACAAAAUGUGAAAAAAGUCAAGGGGUCUGAAUACUUUCCGAAUGCACUGUGCCAACAGGAUAUUAGUUUUGUAACACUGGGGGCAGUGCAGGGCAUGUGCCAUUUAGUCAGUGUACUACAGUACAUGAAGUUGUGGUGGGGGCAUUGCAUUAGUGUCUAGUACUUGGGACACAGGGUAGACUUCACUGUAUAGUACUGAAACUAAAUGUGAUUGCGAAUGGACACAAGAGAUUAUAUCUCAAAAUAAAAGUCUCAAUCACAAUGUUAUAUUGGAACAUUACCUAUCAAGGUUUAGGAUUUUAGAGAGACUUCUGACUGGUGUGACUCUGUUGUUCAGAGAUGGUCAAGCCCAUGCUCAGAACUGAGGUCCAGGCCAAAGCCAUGAUCAGAACCAAUGUCAAGACCAAAGGAGGAAGAGGAGGACACAAGUCGAGCAUAAAGAAGAAUGAAAAACCACCAACCCCACUAAUACCACCAACUCAGAUGGUGAGUUACGAGGGCUGGGCUCAGAAUCCAGACAGAGAGACCUGAUUGUCCAUGACAACGGGGAAGUGGCCAGGCCCAGAAUGCCAAUCAAAAGGAGUCAAAAGCCUGGGAGUCCAAAGCCUAGGAGUCCAAAGCCUGGGAGUCCAAAGCCUGGGAGUCCAAAGCCUGGGAGUCCAAAGCCUGGGAGUCCCAAGCCUGGGAGUCCAAAGCCUGGGAGUCCAAAGCCUGGGAGUCCCAAGCCUGGGAGUCCCAAGCCUGGGAGUCCAAAGCCUGGGAGUCCAAAGCCUGGGAGUCCAAAGCCUGGGAGUCCAAAGCCUGGGAGUCCAAAGCCUGGGAGUCCAAAGCCUGGGAGUCAAAAGCUUGGGAGUCAAAAGCUUGGGAGUCAAAAGCCUGGGAGUCAAAAGCCUGGGAGUCAAAAUCCUGGGAGUCAAAAGCCUGGGAAUCAGAAGACUUGUAAGAAAGGGAGUACAAAAAAUGGAAAAGAAUGGGCCAAGAAAAAUCAGGACACCACACGAAGUAAGGAACUCAGAAAAUCUACCACAGACCACGAAACUUGUGGGCCCAUCCCAGUGAUGGCAGGAAUGUAUCUGGAUGUGGUCCGGAGGUCAGCUGCUGAUUGUGAGUCUGUACUACCAUCAGCCCAGGAGAAUGCUACCCUAGCCCCGGGUGCCAUGGAGCUGAGGACCGGGCCUGGAGGCCCUGGAGCUCAUCCUAGGAACAAUUGCUGGAAUAACCCAGCUGAGAACUUUCAGGCCUGUGGGACAUCCUACCACAUCUGCCGCAGGCCCCUCACAGACUACCCCGUUUAUGCCCAUGACUACACCCUGCCCCGGGCCAAGGACAAACACCAGGAUCUGUACCAAGAUGAGAGCCUGAAACGAGACCCCUCGCCCCAGGGUGUCUCUCUCUCUGUUACUGAUGUGGACCUCUGCAACCCCAAUGUGAGUUAAUGGCAAAAAACGACAACAUAGCCAUCUGUUAAAGUAGAUUAUAGUAGAUUAUAUAGUAUAUCUGUAAUAGACUGGGCAUUUUGUGGACAUUUUUGUUCCAAUCUAUACCCUACUUCAAAUGCCUUGGAACGAACCAAUUCCAUUGAAAUAGAUGAUUUGGGUUUAUUUUAACCCAUAGUAAGUGACUGCUAUAAAAACUAUGGUUUGGUAAACAAACACUAGGAAAGAGGAUGGGCUCACAUGCCCUCAUUGAGAUAUUUCUAGACGUGCAGUAUAGUGUAUCAAUCGGAAAUUCAGUGAGCACAUGCUCUGGGUGCUUUGUGUGAGACAAAGCUGUUGUUUGGACUUUACGUGACAUUGGGGGGGAUUAUUUCAGAUUACUCCAGUGUUGUGAUUGUGUAGGCUCCUAUAUGUUUUUUCUUUCUUUGGUUCCUGGAGAGGGAUCAACACCUAUUGGUUACAGGCCAUUGAAGGCAAAACUAGGGGAAAGGAGUGGCUAGUGUUUGUACAAAUAUUUAUCUUUAGAAAGCUGUAAUAUGGAUAUUUAAGAUUUUUCUUUCUAAUAAACAGGGUUAUAAAAUUUA
Molecule: messenger RNA, 4989 nt
Organism: Oncorhynchus keta (chum salmon)
Lineage: Eukaryota; Metazoa; Chordata; Actinopteri; Salmoniformes; Salmonidae
Product: short neurotoxin 8-like
Exons: 6
Coding region: 3536-4405 (289 amino acids)
Source: RefSeq, a predicted model, not a curated record